AUGACAGUGGAAACCAUCAGAGCACCCAAAGAUAUUCCCAGUUCCCGAGCUGGGUGGCUCCCAUCAUGGCAGCCCCUCGGUCCACCCCAUCCUGACCAGAUAAGCCCACCCCAGAAUGUGAUCCUACCUGAGUUCCUGCCUCCAAGCUGGCGUCAGGAGAAGGCCCAGAAAAGGAGCAGCCUUCUCAAGGAGCUGGGAGCCUCCCAAGUCAUCCUGGCUCUGCUGCACCUGCUCAUCGGAGCUUAUCUGGCCUCAGUUGUCCAGACCCUUCACCUGGUGACACUGAGGUGUUGGUACCCCUUCUGGGGGGCUGCCUCUUUCCUCAUUUCAGGAAUCUUGGCGAUAGCAGUGGCAGCUUUUGCUAAAACGUACCUGAAAACAUUGUGCCUGACAAUGAACCUCAUCAGCUUCUUUUGCGUGCUUUGCGGCAUCUUUGUCAUCAUCAAGGACCUCUUCCUGGAAAGUCCAUUUGAGACCCCAGUCUGGAGCGCUUUUCCCAGCUCCACAGUCCACAUCCAGAGGCUGGAGCUGGCCCUGCUGUGCUUCUCCUACCUGGAGCUCUUCCUGCCAGGGCCCACGGCCGUGGUGGCCUGGAGGAAUCACCGCCUGUCUGCAGAGAUGAACGACUUGUCCCUGGUUCCCGACCCACCGCUGGCAUUCAAUGGUCUGUUGGUGGGACCCCCACCCUCCUAUGAGGAUGUGACUCAAGGCAACCCAGAAGACGCGCAAAAGCACAGAUAA
Molecule: messenger RNA, 741 nt
Organism: Loxodonta africana (African savanna elephant)
Lineage: Eukaryota; Metazoa; Chordata; Mammalia; Proboscidea; Elephantidae
Gene: MS4A10
Product: membrane spanning 4-domains A10
Exons: 7
Coding region: 1-741 (246 amino acids)
Cellular component (GO): membrane
Source: RefSeq, a predicted model, not a curated record